AUGGAGUUUUGGUUCUUGCUCUUUGCUUCUCUUUGUAUUUAUAUUUCCCUCUCUUCUCUUUUAGGUUUUUUACGCACCAAAAGACUUCCACCAGGCCCUCCCACCAUACCAUUCUUAGGAAACCUUUUAUGGCUUCUUCAAUCCUCCAGUGACUUCUCCACCAUUGAGCCAACCCUUCGCCGCCUACGAGCCCGCUACGGCCCCAUCGUCACCCUCUACAUCGGCUCAUUCCCGGCCAUCUUUGUAACCACCCACGAAGCCGCCCACCGUGUCCUUGUCCAAGGCGGCGCCACCUUCGCCAACCGCCCACAAGCCCUUGAAACCUCCAAAAUUCUGUUUAGCAACCAACACACACUCUCCUCCGCAGCCUACGGCCCACUCUGGCGCCUCCUCCGCCGCAACUUCACGUCCAUCUUCCACCCUUCUCGGGUCAAGUUGUAUUCCCAUGGCCGAAAAUGGGCAUUGGACAUGUUAAAGACCAACCUCCAAACCGAGGCGGCCUCCGGCAAGGCUGUCCUCAUUUGGGAUCAUAUUCAACAUGCCAUGUUUUCUUUAGUUGUCUUCAUGUGUUUCGGAGAAAAAUUGAAAGAGAAUGUUGUUAGAGAGAUUGAAAAGGUCCAAAGGACCAUGAUUGUCAACUUCAUUAGGUUUAAUGUGUUAAACUUCAUGCCAAAGUUGGGUAAGAUUGUGUUUAGAAAGUUGUGGAAAGAGUUCUUGGAAAUGCAUCAAAAUCAAGAAAAUGUACUCCUCCCACUUAUAAGAGAGAGAGUGAGAAAAAGGAAGGAAGCUAGCAAAGAUAAGGACUUUUUGGUAAUUUCUUACAUUGAUAGCCUUUUUGAUCUCCAACUCCCCCAAGAAGGAAGAAAAUUUUCUGAAAGUGAGAUUGUGAGUCUAUGUUCGGAGUUUCUCAAUGCUGGUACUGACACAACCACUACCACAUUACAAUGGGCCAUGGCCAAUAUAGUAAAGCACCAAGGCAUACAACAAAAGUUAUAUAGUGAAAUUAAUAGAGUGGUCAAAAAAGGUGAGGAGAUUAAAGAAGAUGACUUAGACAAAAUGCAUUAUUUGAAGGCCACAGUGUUGGAGACUCUCCGUCGACACCCGCCGGGGCACUUCAUACUGCCGCGAGCCGCCACCGGGGACGAUGCCGUCUUCGACGGCUACCACAUACCUAGGAAUGCCAUAGUGAAUUUCACAGUGGCAGAUAUGGGUUGGGACCCAAAUGUGUGGGAAGAGCCAAUGGAGUUCAAACCAGAGAGGUUCUUGAAGGGUGAUGGUGGAGAAGUGGCGUUUGAUGUAAAAGGUGUGAAAGAGAUCAAGAUGAUGCCUUUUGGUGCAGGGAGGAGGGUGUGCCCUGCUAUUCAUGUGGCACUGCUUCAUGUACAAUAUUUUGUGGCCAAUUUGGUUAGGGAAUUUAAAUGGACAGCUGAGGAUGUUGACUUGAGUGAGAAACAAGAUUUCAGUAUUGUAAUGAAGAAUCCCCUUAGAGCCCACGUCACCCCAAGGAUGGACUGAUCAAAU
This is a messenger RNA of Cornus florida, 1521 nucleotides long. RefSeq names its product cytochrome P450 89A2-like. The record is from RefSeq and is a predicted model, not a curated record. Gene Ontology annotation, molecular function: iron ion binding; oxidoreductase activity, acting on paired donors, with incorporation or reduction of molecular oxygen, NAD(P)H as one donor, and incorporation of one atom of oxygen; heme binding. Bases 1 to 1515 code for a protein of 504 amino acids. Gene Ontology annotation, cellular component: membrane. The transcript has a single exon. Lineage: Eukaryota; Viridiplantae; Streptophyta; Magnoliopsida; Cornales; Cornaceae.